Molecule: messenger RNA, 1251 nt
Organism: Acanthosepion pharaonis
Lineage: Eukaryota; Metazoa; Mollusca; Cephalopoda; Sepiida; Sepiidae
Source: the annotation of a GenBank genome assembly
AUGAGAAAUAGGAAACUGAAAAGACUGAUUUCUAUUGGGUCAAUUAUUGUUUUUUUUUACGAUCUAUCUAUCUAUCUAUCUAUCUAUCUAUCUAUCUAUCUAUCUAUCUAUCUAUCUAUCUAUCUAUCUAUCAAAUUCCAAAAUUUUAUUUUAAUAUCUAUCUAUCUAUCUAUCUAUCUAUCUAUCUAUCUAUCUAUCUAUCUAUCUAUCUAUCUCAUUCUGCUUAAUCACUCACCCACAAAUAUCAUAGUGAAAGCUGUACGCAACAAAUCUAUCUAUCUAUCUAUCUAUCUAUCUAUCUAUCUAUCUAUCUAUCUAUCUAUCUAUCUAUCUAUCAGUAUGUUUCUUUCCAUUAUUAGCAAAGAAGUUUCCGUUUCUUGCAUAAUUUACUUUCUUCUUUUCUUUCUUUCCUUCUUUCUAUUUUUCGUUUUCUUUAUUUUUUCUCCACUUUUUGCUAAGAUUUCCUUCUAUUUUCCGUCUUUUAAAAUUUCAUUUUUUUAUUCUGCUUUUUCUUACCGUUUCCUCUUCCACUUCCUCACAUUGUCUUACUUUGCUUCAUUUUCCCAAAAUGACAAUCUAUCUCUUUUUGCGUUUUUUCUAACUCCUUCGUUUAUUCUUUUCAUUUCUUUUCUUCCUCUUUCUUUCUUUCUUUCUUUCUAUUUUCUCCCUCUUUUUUCUUUCUUUCUUUUCUAUUUUCUUCCACUUUCUUUCUUUCUUUCUUUCUUCUUUUCUUUCUUUUCUAUUUUUUCCUCUUUCUUUCUUCUUUUCUUUCUUUUCUAUUUUUUUUCUUUCUUUCUUUCUUUCUUUCUUUCUUUUCUAUUUUCUUCCUCUUUCUUUCUUUCUUUCUUUCUUUCUUUCCUAUUUUCUUCCUCUUUCUUUCUUUCUUUCUUUCUUACUUUCUUUUCUAUUUUCUUCCUCUUUCUUUCUUUUCCAUUUUCGUCCACUUUUUUCUUUUCACUUCCUUUCAUAAAUAUUUACUUCUUUCUUUGCUCUUUCAUUCUUCUCUUAUUGCCCCCCCCAGGAUGCUCCUUUUUCAUUAUUUUUGACAUCCAUUUAUUUUAUUCCCAAAUAUUUUCUAUCACAUCCUAUUUUUCUUUCUUUUUGACUUAUUAUUCUUAUUUCUUCCUUUGCUCUCAUUAUUGUCUAAUUCUUCCAAUACGUCUCUCCUUCCCACAAAUUUAUCUUUUUUCCUCGUCCACACUUUCUUCAUAUGUCAUUGCAUCAUUUAUUUAUUUUCUGAUCUCAAUUUGA